CAUAUGUCGCCUGCUUAAGUGACUCGCCAGUCCACAACGGAGAUGCCGAGCGUACUCAUCGUUCUACUGGGUGCACUGGCCCUCUUUCAGGUGCCUGAGGCUGCCGUCGGCCAGGACGUGCCCAUCGAGGGCAUGGACCCGGAGAAGAUGGAGAUCCUGCGGCAGGUGGUGGCGGCGGCACCGGACCGGGGCGACGCCAUCCAGAUGGCGAUGCGCGCCGUCUUCGACGAGAUGCGGCGCGCCGCCAGGUCGCAGGGCGGCGAGCGCAAGGCCACACCCACUGCCGCCCUGCAGGCGGCUCUGGACCGUGGCGGGGGGCUGGUGCAGCAGGCCGACGACGCUCUCCAGAAGCUCGCGAAGGAGCUCACGCUCAUCGCCAAGCAGACAGCUACGAACUUCACGUCGUGCCUGGUGGAGGAACGUGAGCACCUGGCAGAGCUGGAGGCUGCGCUGGGCAGCGAAACCAUGAGCUGCCUGAUGGGUGGCGUAAGGCUGCUGGCUGCCAUCAAGGAACUCAACGGCACUGCCCGGGGACUCAUCGCGGAUGCCAAGAGCUGCUCCAAACUAGACGACACGCUCGUCAAGAUUCAAUGCCGCUCGCAGCUGUUAGUGGAGCUCGGUCCAGAGCUGCUGUCGCGCACUGCAGAGCUGAAAGAGGCAACCGCGGAAGAUGCUGACGCCGUGGCGGACCAAGUGGAAGCGCUCGUGCAGAAGUGCCUGCCGGCCGGGUCUCCGCUGGACCUCGAGGUGCAGGACCUGCUGACGGACAUGGGGCGCUGCACGGCCAGCGCCGUGGCUGCCGCAGAGGGGCGCCGGGACACGCCCCGCGAGGACCUCUAGCCACCUGUAGGCACGCCUCUCGUCAUAGUGCAGUAUCUGUGCCACUCAGGCAAAAUUUGUGCAGUUAUUAGACACGCAAAGUAUAUGAGUAAAUAUAUGGGUAUACGCAAUGAAGAUCAUGGAAAAAUGUUUUAAAAAAGGCAGUGUCUGUAAAUGUAUACUCAACACGGAGUGCUGUUCCUCUAGUUUGUCAAAGUUUACACACACACACACACACACACACACACACACACACACACACACACACACAGAGCACGCGCGCGGACUGGAGACUACAAUGCACAGUAGGAACACCAACGUUUUGCUCAACAUAAACAAAGGACACAGUCUGGACUCUCACUAUACUUUUACAGGAAUGAUCAGCAUCUCAAACUUGCAAAACACUAUUUCCUGCCGUGAUUUCACAUUAAGUUACUGUACUUAGAUCCCUAAGUAUUGUACCGACAAAUGUAAGGAAUGGUGCGAAAUUAGCACUAACAACUAAAAUUAUGGAAACUGUCUUAAACAA
Schistocerca serialis cubense is the source of this 1348-nucleotide messenger RNA. RefSeq lists its product as uncharacterized. The transcript is spliced from 4 exons. Lineage: Eukaryota; Metazoa; Arthropoda; Insecta; Orthoptera; Acrididae. Bases 43 to 840 code for a protein of 265 amino acids. The record is from RefSeq and is a predicted model, not a curated record.